GCCCCGAGCCCCUGCCGGAGACCGCCCGCCGGCUCCGCCCCCCCCGCGGCUCCCGCAGCCUCGCCCCCGGGCAGCAUGGCGCAGUCCCUCGCACGGGCGGGUGCCGCCCAGGUGGAGACGCUGCUGCUCCAGCUAAGCGGCCCGCAGGAGGCAGCCGCCGGUUCCGUGGCGCUCGGCGGCUGGUCGUCUCUGCUGGCCUCUGGCGUGCUGGUGCAGCGCUCGAAGGGGGCACGCCAGACUGGCGGCGGCGGCGCCCCCCCCGAGGGCGAGCUCGGCCCUCUCGGCACAGGUCGCGCCGGCGCGGCGGCGAGGGCCAGGAGCCCGCUGCACGUCGUGGGGUCCCUGAAGGUCGAGACGGUGGACCUCGAGAGCCAGUCCGACUGCAGCACCGCGGCGCCGGACCUCAGACCUCCUGGCUCGCACGCCGCUGCAGACGCCAGUCGGGCCCUCGCCCCUGGCGCCGCGCGCGGGGGCGGUGCCGAGGCCCCUCAGCGGGGAACCGCGCGGGGCCUCCGCGCCAGCGGCGGGACUGCUGCCGUCGGUGGGCUCCGCGGGCCACGCGCGGGGCAGCUGCAAGCCGUGCGCCUUCGUGUACAGGUCGGGUGCUUCGAGGCGGCGCCAGCUGUGCCUUCUGCCACGUGUGCCCGCCGGGCGAGAAGAGGCGCCGCCAGGUGGCCCGCAGGAGGCAGGCGCGCCCGGGGGAGCAGUGAGAGGGGGGGCCGCGCGCGGCCGCGUCCCUGGCUGCGUGUGCGCGCAGAUGCCGCGCCAUUAUAGUGCAUGCUGCAAUUCGUGCAGGCGCGGCAGGAGCAGGUGCCCCGCCGAAUCGUCACGUCUGCUCGUGCGUCCCACCGUCGAGGAACGACAGCACAUCGCGAGGAGGAAGAUUUGGCUCCUUCGGUGUGGGAUGCUGGCAGGUGCGUGGCGCUUGAAUCGAGCCUAUUUUGCGGCUCCCUCGUCUCGAUCCCGUGCGAAAUUCGCCGGGAUCUGUGCUUCUCUCCUCCUUCAUUGUCGCCCCCUUCCUCGAACUUCAGGCAUCCGACCUGAAGCUUUUGUUGCUCUCUGAACCCGAAAGCUUCGACCCCGUCGCCAGGACCGCUCUUGCUGCUUGAGUCGCUUCUCGGCGGCCCCGUGGCAUGUCGGAAACGUGCCUCCGGAGGCCGCAUUAGAAAAAGCACUGUGAC
Molecule: messenger RNA, 1181 nt
Organism: Prorocentrum cordatum
Lineage: Eukaryota; Dinophyceae; Prorocentrales; Prorocentraceae
Source: the annotation of a GenBank genome assembly